This is a messenger RNA of Gadus macrocephalus (Pacific cod), 3065 nucleotides long. RefSeq names its product sorting nexin 29 (gene snx29). Gene Ontology annotation, molecular function: phosphatidylinositol binding. The transcript is spliced from 16 exons. Bases 425 to 2500 code for a protein of 691 amino acids. The record is from RefSeq and is a predicted model, not a curated record. Lineage: Eukaryota; Metazoa; Chordata; Actinopteri; Gadiformes; Gadidae.
UUUUGCCAUGUGACCACGCUCCAUCGCCCUACCGUUUCCCUUUUCGCAGUGUCACAGAGGUAACAGGGAAAAUACCUUUUAUUUUCAAACCGCCCGCACACAACAACCCCAGUGGCUCUUAAAUUAAAACCCGGGGUGCACCAAGACAGGUUUUAUUGUGUGCUUGUCUUUUUAUUUUUCUUCAAAGUGAGACAAAUAUCAAGACACCGGCAGGCCUCAGUGGACGGUGUAAGCAUCAGUUGUCACCCCACGGUCGUGUGGUUGCACGACAGCGAGGAGAGCGUUAUGAACCGGCCCACUGAUAGCUUCUCCGGCUAAUCGCUCCGGAAGGAUAUGACGGUUCGCUGAUUCUGGGUUUAACGACGAAUAUUGUUGACGAUGAAUUAAGUAUUUUGGAUGUCAAUAUUGAAGCUGACCUCUCAGAAUGAACGGCACCCAGCAGAGUGACACCAAGAGACAACACCACCUGGAGAGGUUGCUGGAUGCUGUUAAACAGUGCCAAAUCCGCUUCGGGGGCAGAAAAGAGAUCGCUUCGGACUCAGACAGCCGGGUGAUCUGUCUGUGUGCCCAGUUUGAGACGGUGUUUCAGCAUGGCCUGAGGAAGACCAGCGGGCUGGCGCUCACGGCCGCGGCACUCAAACAGGUGGCUGGGUUCGCCAACAAGACAGAAACGGAGCUGACCUUCUGGUUCUAUGUGAAGGAGCACCUGAACCGCCAUGAGCUGCAGCGGUUCUACGCUCUGCGCCACAUCUCGUCGGAGCUGGGUCGCGGCCGGGCCUGGCUGCGCUGCGCCCUCAACGAACACUCGCUGGAGCGCUACCUGCACACGCUGCUCGCCGACCGCCGCCGCCUCGGAACAUUCUAUGAAGACUGGGCCUUCGUCCUAGAUGAAGAGCGGGCCAGCAUGCUCCCAACCAUGGCAGCCGGCCUCAACUCCAUCCUGUUUGCCAUCAACAUCGACAACAGCGACCUGAACGGCGGCGGGGCGGCCGCCACGCGGGGGCCGGGCGGCGGCCCCGCCUCCUCGGUGUCCCACCUCCUCAAGGAGUCCACGCAGGGCAUCGGCAGCCUGUGGAAGGAGUCCACCCAGGGCGUGAGCAGCCUGCUGCGGGAGAUCGGCACCGUCACCACCAGCGCCGCCGCCGGCGUGGUGCCCGGGUUCACGCUGCGGGCCGACGCCUCGGACCCGCUGCCCGUGGUGCCCCGCAGCGCCUCCGCCGACUCGGGCCUGCGGCGGGAGCGCCGUCGGAGGAAGAAGGUCACCAACAUCAUCUCCUUCGACGACGACCUGGGCGGGGACGGGGCGGGGGACGAAGAGGAGGGUGGGGGCGAGGAUGAGGAGGACCGCCCCCGCCGGCCCCCCGCCAUGAGGAAGAGCCACACGGCGCCCGCGGCGGCCCCCGACGCCCCCGUCACCCAGGCCAGCGUGGAGGAGGAGGCGGAGGAGGAGGCGGGGGAGGGGGUGGGGGAGGAGAGGGCGGACCCCGUGCUGGAGCCCGCCUUCUCCCUGGCCUUCCCGCCUCUGCAGAACGGGCUGGGGGAGCCGCAGGAGGCGCUCAGCUGGGUGGGCUCCCCGAGGGCCCUGCGUUCGCCCCCCUCGGCCGCCCCGCCCCCGAGCCCUCCCCCGGUGCCCCCCCCGCCCCAACUGCCGGACAGGAAGAGCAUCGACAACGACGAGGAAGAGGAGGAGGAGGAGGAUGAAGAGGAUGUUUACAAACCCAGAGCGCCGACCCAGGGAGAGGUGCCGGCGGCCUCCGAUCGGGUGGUGGUGGGAAGUCUGUCCAGUGUCUCAACGUGGAGCCCCCUGCAGGUGAUGACUGAGCACUGCAGCUCAGACAUCCUUAUCCCAGUGACCCUAGCAGACCGACAGCCAGUGAACUCUAUGGAGGAUGCCAUGGCUUACCCUGGCCGCCGUGACUCCACAGAACCCGAAGGCCCCUGUGAGAGAAGCAGGACCCAGCUCCAGUUCACGAUGGAGUCUAGUCCACCUACCCAGGCCGCUCCCCUCUCCACCAUACUGCCAACCCCUGGACUUCCUGAAACCAUGACCCUGGUGGAGCUCCGCCAGGCCAUCGUAGCCCUGAUGAACAGGAAGGAUGAACUGGAUGAACUCAACACGUCUCUGCGCAGCCUGCUGGACGGGGAGAUGGAGCACUCGGCGGUGCAGAGGCAGGAGACGGACUCCCUGCAGAGGAAGCUGACGGAGCUGGAGGAGCGGCACGCGGCCAGGGUGCAGGCGCUCGGCAGAGAGAACGAGGUCCUCAAGGUGCAGUUGAAGAAGUACGUGGGUGCGGUUCAGAUGCUGAAGAGAGAGGGGAGCCAAGCCAACGACGCCCUGCCGAUCCUGGGGUCCAGUGAGGUCCAGGCUCCCGCCCCUCAGACCAAGUCCAUGGAGGACAUUGAGGAGCUAGCUGCGAGCUACGAGCGGAAACUCAUCGAGGAUUUUUUUCCACAAAAUGUUGCAGUUUUUGGGCUUUCGGUGAGGUGUCUGACGAAGUGAGUCGCCAAACCAAACUUUCCUGGCUAAAGAUGGAUGAGGACAAGGACGGAGUUUAAGGCAGAAAGUUUCACUUCUAAAAGUUCUUCAAAGAUCUUCUUCAGAUCUUUGGUGAAAACAAAAGUAAACCGCUUAGUUUUCUAAGCAGAAUUGAAUCAGCACAGAAGUGAUUCGUCUUAUCGCCUCGAAGCAGAAAUACCCCCCGAAACGACUGCUGUGAUUUUAGAUUGAUAUUCAACGUUAAAUGUUUGUAACCUUUGCAUAACAGAAUUACCCCUUGAAAGGAGGACAGAUUUCAUGGAUUACUGUUUGAGUAAAGACUGGACCUUCGGCCAUAUUUCACACUCUUAGUUUCUCUGAGUGUUUCACAAACUAUGUAGACAUUAGAAAUCAACGGCUUUGAAUGUUGAGCUGUUGUGCGUUUUACCUACGGAAGUCAAGGGGACGGUCUUAAAAGUGCAUGCAGCAAUUUCUACAACUUUGGUAAUUGUGUUUAGAAGCACUCCCUUUCAUUUUGACGUGUCAAUAUAUUAAACAAUGAUUAAAGCACAAAGUGUUUUAAUUUAAA